Molecule: messenger RNA, 756 nt
Organism: Rhopilema esculentum
Lineage: Eukaryota; Metazoa; Cnidaria; Scyphozoa; Rhizostomeae; Rhizostomatidae
Product: phospholipase A2 isozymes PA3A/PA3B/PA5
Biological process (GO): phospholipid metabolic process; arachidonate secretion
Molecular function (GO): A2-type glycerophospholipase activity
Source: RefSeq, a predicted model, not a curated record
CUUCAAGCCGUUUUCGUGGUUCUGAAUACAUGUCAGCUGUCAAUAAGGGCUUGGUAGAGAAUCAAAUUAUUUCAACCAGGUCAUUCGAUGAUAAAUGUCAUUGGUAAGAGGUCGCACCCUAGCUGACAGUAAGUUCGAAGUUGCACUCGUAAAAGAUGGCAAAGACUGUUAUAAUUUUCGCUUUCAUAUUAUUGAUAGUGCAGUCCAAAGAGCAUCAGAAGGAAACUUCAGACGAAGGCUCUUCCGGAUUCUUAACUUCUCUACGCGAAAGCUUGGUCUUCGAAGGCACAAAAUGGUGUGGCUUAGAUGACAUUGCAGAAUCGUAUGACGACUUGGGGGUCAACAUAGAAACGGACAAAUGUUGCAGAAGCCAUGACCUCAGUUGUCCCAUACGAAUCAAGUCAUUUCAAAGAAAGUACGGCCUGUCGAAUUGGUCUUGGAAAACUUCAUCGCAUUGCGACUGUGAAAUUCGUUUCAAAAGUUGCCUUCUCAAGGCGAACACCCAAGUAUCAAAGAUGGUCCAUGCAAUCUACUUCAACACGAUUAAGCCUCGCUGCAUCAGAUUAAAGACACUGAGAAAGAGAACUUGCGUGGAAAGACGGUGGUGGGUGUGCAGGAAGUUCAAUGUCAAAGUAGAACACAAGGCUUAUUUUGUUCCACUGGACAAAAUACUUGGAGUUAAUACAACCAGCUUGAUAUAAUAUCAUAAAAAUGUCAGUGUAUGUUUACAUUGGACAAUUACAAAUUUUUCCAUGA